AUGUGCGACCCUGACUUUAGGAGACACCGCCACACUGAUGAAAGGGAUGCAUCUUCGUCACCGGUGAUUGAGCAAGCCACGGUGUUGAAGUCCUCAUUAGGCACGGGAGAUGACUUGAUGUGCAAUGGAGAGCAGCAGUUUCUCCUACAGACAGCGCGAGCGUGGACAGAGGGUCCACAUGAACGUACGCUUGUCAGGCUUCUCCUGGACGGUGGCAGCCAGCGAACCUUCAUUCAUCGCAAGCUAUCCGAAAAGCUGCAGUUAAAAGUGCUGGGAGAAGAGGAACUUAAAAUAUUUGCCUUUGGUGAGACAUCAGCCACCACACGCACAAAAACGCGUCGAGUGGAGCUGUGGCUCAGAAGCCAGUACGACGGAAAAGGGGUGCGAGUGGAAGCGCUGGAGGUUCCUUGCAUCUGUGCAGAUAUCAUGGCUGCUCCAUCAAAUUCUGUUCUGCUUCAACUUUCAAAAUUUCACUUCCAAGUCGCAGACGCAUCGCGGGGCGACGAAAGCGAAAAUAUUGACCUUUUGAUUGGCGCUGAUCAUUACUGGGAAAUUGUCACGGGAUCCACUAAGCGUCUCAGCUCCAAAUUGAUGGCAGUGGAGACUGUAUUCGGAUGGACAGUCCAGGGCCAGGUCGGCACAAGGAAGUCAACAGGAGUCUGCUCCUCGGCUGCUGGCGUGAUGCGGAUAGGAGUGAGUGAACAAAUUGACAAGGAAAUAUCAGCACAGCUAAAGUCUUUCUGGGAGCUCGAGCACGUCGGUAUCAAGGAACAUGAGCCAGUUCGUCACGAGGACGCAGUCCUUCAGCACUAUAAAGAAACCGUCAACUUUGAGAAUGGCCGCUAUAAGGUGUCGUUCCCUUGGAAUUCGAUGGUUUACGAGCUUGGCGACAACUACGAGUGCGCAGCAGGGCGUCUUAAAGCACAGACAAAGCGCCUCUUGGAAGGAGGUUCGUUGAUUAGGGAAUACGACGCCUGCAUAAGAGACUACAUAGAAAAGGGCUAUGCAGAGCCAGCCAGCAAGGACUGCGGCACGUCGGAAGGUCCGGUGUACUAUAUGCCACAUCAAGCAGUUGUUCGUCGCGAAAGCCAGACGACAAAACUGAGGGUAGUAUUUGAUGCAUCAUCUAGUGCCAAAAAUCGCCUCUCACUGAACAAUGUUUUGGAAAGUGGCCCAAACCUAAACCCAGAGCUCAUUGAUCUGCUGAUCAAUUUCCGCACUUACAACAUUGCCAUCGUUGCGGAUAUUGAAAAGGCCUUUCUCCAAAUAUCACUAUCAGAGGGCGAUCGGAACGCUGUGCAGUUUCUCUGGUACGCUAUGACGCCAAAGAAAGGGGAAGAGCUUCCAGCUGUGGUGACCUAUCGCAUGACUCGCGUGCCGUUCGGUGUCACGUCGAGCCCAUUUCUCUUGGCCGCAACGUUGCAACAUCAUCUUGAAGGCCUGCCGGAACGGUAUGCUGAAACUGCAGGUAUUCUGCGCAAGCAUCUUUACGUGGACGACCUUGUAACUGGGGUUGACAGCCUUGACAAGGGUAAAGUCUUGUGCCAGGAAUCCAAGGAUAUAUUGUCUCAAGCAGGGAUGCGGCUACACAAGUGGAUGUCGAACGACCGCGAUCUCGUCAACUUCUUAGAGAAUGGCAAUGUGGAGAGAACGAACGCUGAUGCUGGACAUGCUGCAGCUACAAAGGUAUUGGGAGUAGGUUGGAAUGCUCAGACUGACCACUUUGAAUACAACCUAACUUCACUCAUCGACUUCCUCUCCGCAAGAGCCGACAACAAGAGAUUUGUGCUGCAGGUCUCGGCAAGAAUUUUCGACCCUUUUGGAUUUAUUGCUCCCACAACAUUAUGCGUAAAGGUAAUGUUCCAGAAGUUGUGGGAGUUGGGAAUUGGUUGGGACGAUCCCUUGCCUGAGACAUUGCAGCCUGAGUGGGACUGCUGGUGUAGGGAGCUUCCAUGCAUUGAAGGAGUCUGUAUUCCAAGACUGAUAGCGGCAGACUUUAGAAACGAUGAUACGGAGAAAGUGGUGCAUGUUUUCUGUGACGCAAGCCCGAAGGCCUAUGGUGCUGUCGCAUAUAUCGUGACCAAGUCUCCGUUCGGACUAACAAAUGUCAGCUUGGUCAUGGCUAAAUCAAGAGUGGCCCCUUUGAAACGCCUCUCGCUGCCCCGAUUGGAGCUGAUGGGAGCCCUUGUUGGCGCGCGACUAUGCCACUACGUUACCAAGGCCUUGGAUCUGAAGAACGUUGCUACCAUCCUCUGGACUGACUCUACAGUAGCUAUGUACUGGAUCAAGGGAAACGCUGCCAGAUGGAAGCCCUUCGUGGCAAAUCGAGUCUCAGAGUUACAAGCGCUGACAGAUCCCAGGGAUUGGAGACACUGCCCAGGCUCAGACAACCCCGCUGACCUAAUCACCCGCGGCAUUCUCCCAUCGGCCCUGCGGGAAAGCGAACUGUGGUGGAAAGGACCCCGAUGGCUUCGGGAGGAUGACACGUGUUGGCCAAUGAUAAUCCGGUCCUUCCUACACCAAUGUUACACGCCGGGGGUCAGUGCCACACCUUGCGGUGGCCGCCCGAGUCACACGGAGAGUGACAGCGGUCAUGCCAUCAACCCUACCCCCGAUCCGGCAGGAGAAGCAAGCGCUGCUCCGCCACCAGCCAAGAAAGGCCAGCAGACCUCCGGGCCUGACGGUCCCAGGGCCCGUACAGACAGGCCCGAAAAACCUCCGAGUGUGCCAGCCGAGCGGGCGUCAUCCACCGCCUCGGAAGAGCCGCUGGAUGCAACCAGUACAACUCUGACGUUUGAGACGUCGCAGGAACGGCGUAGAUCCGUGGAGAACGCCGAGAAAAAAGAAAAAUCCCGUGUGGUCUCGUGA
Dermacentor andersoni is the source of this 2868-nucleotide messenger RNA. The record is from RefSeq and is a predicted model, not a curated record. Lineage: Eukaryota; Metazoa; Arthropoda; Arachnida; Ixodida; Ixodidae.